Messenger RNA from Ilex paraguariensis (yerba mate), 450 nucleotides. NCBI's taxonomy places the organism in Eukaryota, Viridiplantae, Streptophyta, Magnoliopsida, Aquifoliales, Aquifoliaceae. The record is from the annotation of a GenBank genome assembly.
AUGGAAAAUAUGGCGGAACAGUUUCCGGGAGUUUUCUCUGGGUACACGCUACAGUCACUUCAAGCUGGGAAACUGGACACGUCUGGAACUGCCAAGGCUGUCAUUUCAUGCUUUCAAAAAUUGGGGGUUUCGUUUGAAGUAGAUCAGGUAAAAAUAAUACGAGAUCCCAAGCAACAAAUUGAGAUGGUGGGUGUCCCAAAAGAGUACCUAUCCGGUCAUGCAUUCCACAAGUAUCAACUGGAGUCACCUGAUAAAACAGUUUCUUUUGAGUUUCAGCAUAAUGUCUGUGGUAGAUCAAUCUAUGCGGAGGGUACAGUUGAUGCUGCAAUUUUCCUUGCUAAGAAGGUGAUAAUGGUUGCUUCCUCAAAAUGCACCGCUCGAGUUCAAUCAAAGGCGGACAAAUUCAUCUACAACAUGAUAGAUGUUUUGCGGGAGGGCGCCAUGAGAUGA